Messenger RNA from Toxorhynchites rutilus septentrionalis, 1753 nucleotides. RefSeq lists its product as uncharacterized. The record is from RefSeq and is a predicted model, not a curated record. Bases 661 to 1140 code for a protein of 159 amino acids. Lineage: Eukaryota; Metazoa; Arthropoda; Insecta; Diptera; Culicidae. The transcript is spliced from 2 exons.
UUCCGCUCCAGGUGAUUUCGGUAUCUCCUCCCGCUCGCAGCAUCCGACUCGCAAUCAUCGCAUUUAACAUCGUAUCAUAACGACGGAUGGAGCGGAAAAAAAAUGAGAGCGAAAUCCAGUAAACAGUAAAAUAACACACGUACACGACCUAGCCAAACCAACCUCAUGCGCUCUCACAGAUCAGCUCAGCCUCUGCCUCUGCCUCUGCCCAGUGUGAUGUGAUGGAAAGGAAGCAAGAAAAUGCAUUAGUUCGUGAGUGAGGUGUGCGAUUCAAAACAAAGCUGCUAAGUUUAGAAUAAUAAUGAAUAUGAUAAUACGGUAUAAUCGGGUUGAUUAGACAUCACAUGGCAACCUGCAGUCGAUUUCACAUCGAACGAAUCAACAUUCGGCCAGGAAGUGAAUAGAAAGUGCCAAGAAAUCGCGAUCUAAUCAAUUAUCACCCUCAAUUAUUGAAUUGCAAGCUGAUUCGCAGCAUCAGUGGCAUAUCUAGUAUAAGUAGCACGAGAAGAAGAAGGGAAAAACGCAGCUGUAAGACACGUACAGUUACUUUCGAAGUCGAGCCACGGACAGAGACGGUGACAAAAAGUCCAAAACGAGAAACCGGAUAGAUUGGUUGGAACGGGUUCUGGGGUUCAAACGGGCGGUGCAUAACCAGACGGGAUGUCAUCGGGAGGCGCACUCGGGAGCGGUUACAAUCUAACAGUCGACCGGGAGUUCCGAUACAUUGUCCAGUGGUUCACGGAAUGGAGUGAUUUCCAACGGGAAGACUUCAUCCCCGUGCUGGCUUCGUAUCUGGCGAAAGCAAACCCCAGCGGAGUUGUCUAUGUGAACGGUAUCAUUAGCGGGAUAGCGAACAUCAGUGGGGAAGACAAACCGAUGAGUCUGUUCCAGUGUAGAGUAAAGCUAUUCAACGAAUGGACUUCCAAAUGGCCUGAAUCCAACCGCGACAAACUGCUGGAACGGUUAGCCGAAAUCGAUCCGGAAUUUGCGCGGCAAAUCCAGCUGGAGCUCUCCGGUAGGAGACAGAGUAUUACUCAGGGAGACCCAGCACCAACAGAAUACGGCAGUGUGCAAGUACCACUUGAUGUAACGAGUAUUGAACACGCCGCACCGGCGGUCACCGGCGACGGAGAGAUCUAGAUAUAGGGCCCGAGGAAAGAAAAACGGAUGCCGUUUAUUUUCAAAUAUCCCUCAGAUUUAUGGGAUAUACACUGAAUCCAUAUCUGUUACGGUGUAAUCAUGUUUUUAUUUAUUUUUUCGUCAACAUUCCAUAACAUACAGAGCAAAUGACUAUACGAAGAGAACGACCAGGAAUAUGUUAAAUUAAUUUAUUUCUACUGAUUAGUAUUAGCAUGGGAAGGAAUCUGGGAAUCACCUAUCGCAUUCACAAAAUAGCUACAAUGAUUCAAUUCAAUCGACAAAUCAGAAUUGCAUUCGAAGACAGAUAACAUAUAAUAAUAAAUAUGUAAUAUUUAUGGAUUUUGUAGUUGCUAAACGAUUCUGAAGCAGUUUAGAUUUUGCCAUACGAAGGUAUCAACAGGAAGACGUCCUCUAAGGAAACAACAAAGACAACCCAUAAAUUGUUCUGAACAUAUACACAUUCUAAGGUUAAUGGUAGCGCAAAGCUUCGAUUGCAGUAACUGAAUCAACUACACUUUGUUGCCAAUCAAGCUUGAGUGUGAAUAAUAAAAUAAAACAAGACACGAAUUAAAAGGGCGAUAGCGCCAAAUGUACACACAUUGGCUUAUUCCUU